Molecule: messenger RNA, 3922 nt
Organism: Mizuhopecten yessoensis (Yesso scallop)
Lineage: Eukaryota; Metazoa; Mollusca; Bivalvia; Pectinida; Pectinidae
Product: cystinosin-like
Exons: 9
Coding region: 53-1231 (392 amino acids)
Biological process (GO): L-cystine transport
Cellular component (GO): lysosomal membrane
Molecular function (GO): L-cystine transmembrane transporter activity
Source: RefSeq, a predicted model, not a curated record
AAAAAAAAUCAUGUGACUCGCUUUCAUUUUGUCGACAACUGUGUUUUCUGAAAUGACUGUGUUUGUGAGAUCAGUUGUGCUGUUUAUUUUAUUACUUAACUUGACAGACGUCAACAGUGUGACAUUGACGUUCUCGGAGAGCGAUUUACAGUUGAUCAUCUCAGAAACAAAAACUGUGUGGCUAGUGCCAAGUGAGCCACUGAAUAAGACGGCGCUAUUGUUGUUUAUGUACGAGAUAGGAGAUGACAUACGAUACACUGAGGAUCAUCAGUUGCUUGGCCCCCUGCCUGACAUCAACAUAACAGCCAACAAUAGCCAGGGAGUGCAGAUUAGGCUGACACCUGUUCACGCUGGCAAUCUUAACGUAGGAGUUAAUUCUUCAUCCGAGGAGCUAACAGGGUUGAAGGACACCUUUGUCAGGCUGAGUAUCUUUCAUAGUUCUGCCAUCGUUUACAUCAACAUAGUGAUUGGUUGGGUCUACUUUGUUGCUUGGUCGGUGUCGUUUUAUCCACAAGUCUAUGAAAACUGGAAGCGUAAAAGCGUGAUUGGACUGAAUUUCGAUUUCCUUGCCUACAACAUCACAGGAUUUAUAGCCUACAGUUUCUUCAACGUUGGACUUUAUUGGAUAAAAAGUAUUGAGGAUGACUACAAGAGUUUACAUCCAAGGGGGAUAAAUCCUGUCCAAUUGAAUGACGUGAUUUUUGCACUACAUGCUGUGUUUGUCACCCUGAUCACAAUCUGUCAGUGCUGUAUCUAUGAGCGUGGUGGACAGAAAAUUUCUAAGAUUUCUUCACUCCUGCUUGUUCUGGCAUGGCUCUUCAUUUUCGUGACCUUGUUUCUGGCAGUGGGCAAAGUGAUGACAUGGCUGAGUUACCUAUACUGCUUCUCCUAUGUAAAGCUUGGUGUGACCUUGAUCAAGUACAUACCUCAGGCAUACAUGAACUACAAAAGAAAAAGUACUGUGGGCUGGAGUAUAGGGAAUGUCUUACUGGACUUUACUGGGGGGAGUUUAAGUCUGCUACAGAUGUUCCUACUGGCCUAUAACAGUGACGACUGGGGCUCUCUAUUUGGUGACCCUACUAAGUUCGGACUUGGAGCUUUCUCCAUUUUGUUUGAUAUUUUGUUUAUGACCCAACAUUACAUUCUAUAUCGAUACAAGGUUACCUAUGAACCCAUUCAACAAGGUGAAGAGGAUGAUGUUGAGGAAAGCCUGAAAAAGAUUGUUCUAUGAUCAAGUGUUCUUUGGAGAGCCGUGUCUUUUUGUUGAAGUGUGCAUUAUUUAUUUGUGUAAAUGACUGUCAAUUCUUAAAUUAUUUUUAAGAUGUGCAAUUCUUGAUAAAUAUCUAUUCUCGUCUCUUUGUUGAGAUGUGAAUGUGUAUAUUUUACAAGUUGGUGUAAAAAAAAUGUUCAAAUCUUUGUUAAGAUGUGUGUAUGUCAGUGGAAUUCAUGUGAAAUAACUGUCUUUUCUCUUUGUACCACUUUGUGUAUUUUCUGUUUAAAAUUAGACGUUCAUAUUUCCAUUCUGUGCAUUUAAUUCAUAUAAGUAAAAUAAGUUCUCGUCUUACCUGUUAUUUUCUCAAAAAGUUAGAUUUAAUGACCCAGUGUUUGAUAUAUUUUGGAAUCAUUCAAAGGUUUAUCAGGAUUAUGAGACUUAUCUUCAAAAUUUGAAUGUUGUAAAAUUCCUUAGUUCCGUAUCAAAUUGUGGUUUACCUGUAUAUUUCACAAAGUCUAACUGACAAGUAAGUGAAUGAAUAAUUUUUCUGACAAUAGAAAAUUUGUAUCGCUAUUCUGAUACAUGUAGAUUUCCAUGUUCCAAGAUACUUAGCUUUCAUUUUUCGCUUGCUGAAAGGUUGGAUUUGUUAGUGAACUAGGAAUGGAUCUAGUGGACGAUGUUGAUUUCUGGUGAUCUUUCAGACCACCAUCAACAUGUGCAAUUCUGCCAGACAUUACCUUAGAAUGUAUAUUAUAUUCAUAAAAAGAGAGCUGUUGUUUUGUCUAAACAGAAACGUCAAGGUUUUCCAUACAGGGUCAUUGUUCUGGGACUCGUUCACCAAGUUACUUACAGAACAAGAAUGUUGUGUACAUGAUCCUGAUUAAGAACAAUACUCAUCACUGUCAUGUCCUGUACAGCAAUUGUUUACAGGUAAUUAACAUAUAAAUGGACAUUUUCAAACGUUUUGUUGUAUAUUAUUAUAUAAAUGUUUCUGUGAUAAUUUUUACCCUAGAAGUCCUGAUUAACAUAUGCUUUUUGUUCACAAUUAACUCAUUCACCCCUAAAGACACAUUUGAACUACUCCAAUUCAAAAGUUUGAAAAGUUCAUUAUGAAAUUUCAGGGGUGAAUGAGUUGAGUCCUGUUAUUAUUAUCAUGUGAUUCAGGGAUAUUUAAUCGGACCUUAACCUUAUUCAUUUAUACUGUAUUAAACAUAUUUUGUGCCCAGCAUACUUGAGAUUAAAUUGGGGGUUGGAAGAAGUGCGUCAAUGUGUCGUUAGAUUAAAUGUGAAUGAAUAAUGUAAUUAUGAUUGUUAGUAUGUGAAACUGGCUUUUACCCAAAAAAUCAGCAGUCUGUCGAUGAGGCAAUAUUGGUGUAUUUAUUUGAAGCGUUUUAGCUUGAUUUGUCAUGGUGUUGAUAAGAUGGAUGCAUGUUUUCCUUGAAUAUAGUCACAAGUGGCACUAAAAACAUUUUUCUUUUUAUUUAAUAGUGAUGAUGCCAAAAGUCAUUGUGAUCAAUAUGGUUAACACUGUACUAUAAUAUAAAAUGUUCAUGAAUAAAUUCGUUUGUGAUUUGAAGCUAUUUAUAUUGUUUCACAGCACAAACUUUUGCGAUACCCCAUAUAAAACAAAGGGUAGUUAAUGAUAUAAACUAAAUUUGUCCCCUUUAUUUUUGUGGUUCUAUAGCAGUCAUGAAUAUAUAUGCAUAACACAUUUCAUGUUAUACAGUAUCUUCACUGCUUUUGAACAAAAACCAAUAGUGGACGUUUUUUUAACAAGUGUUCAUGUACCUAUUAUUAGCUCACCUGCCUGUCCUUUAAAAGACUUUUUCUCAAGUACAAAUGAGGGAUCUUAACUAAUAUUGUAUGGAACAUUCUUGAGACAAGGGAAUAGGUUGGAAGAGGUGACUACACAGGAGUAGAAAUAUGUAAAGUCCAAUUCUAUAGCCCAACAUAGGAUUUGAGGUCUACUACAGGAACCAGGUGAGCUAUUCAGGCCCCGGGGGCUUCUGGAAUCAUCGUAUGUGCAAUGGUGGCCAGUUAGCAAAACUAGGCUAGUGCACUUUAAUUUGACCAAAUAGAGUUGAGUUCCCUUUAACAUUCUUAGAAUCCUUAGAAUGUUUUAGGCUGAUAAAUGUUUUACAUAUCUAAUUUGACUUUGCACUUUUGUUUUAUUAAAGACCACUGCUGGUCCAAGCAGAUGCAAUGUUGUAUGUAUAUGAAGGAUAUAUUUUGCCAACACGUAUUGAUCACUGGUUGUCACUACAGGCCCCUUGUGGCUUUUGUUGAAAUGGUGUUCAUUGAACUAUCUUGUGAUUACAAUUGCUCAAGUCUUUUCUUACUGAGUAAACAAUCUUAUUUAUCACUGUAUACACAAAUAUGCAUGUCUUUAUUUGGCCAAAGAUAUUAAAGCUGACAAUGCUUGUAAGGAAACACCAGUGAGCUAGCCAAAACCUUUACUGCAACUGGACAACCCCAGAACAUGCUAAUUUCUCAGUAACUGUAUUGUUUGUCCCUAUAAAGAUACCAAAGCCUGUCUGCAGGCAAGCUCUGAUGAUUCUUAACUUGCAUUGUCACCUUAUUUUUACCCGUGAUCAGCUUGGAUAUUGUCAAGCCAAACUGAUUGAUAAUUUCACGUAAACAAGAGGCCCAAGGGCUUUAGCGGUCACCUGAGUUAUAUUAUAGGUACUGGUAGCUUUAUUUUAUUGUUUA